CGUACAAGUCACUCGCUUGUUCCAACAUUUUCAAAACAAAAGAUAAUUUACGAAUUAUAAUAUUUCAUGAAAAUUUCAUGAAAAAAAAUAUUGUCAUUUCGAACAUCAUCAGUUUCAAAUGUUCCACCAUAAUUUUUGAUAAACAAUAUUCAACUGAACAAACACUUCGAGCCGAAGAAUGGAGAAGGAUAAAUUCGGCUUCGCAAUUGAUCGAGGUGGCACCUUUACCGACGUUUAUGCCAAAUGUCCCGGUGGUAAAAUUCGAGUUAUGAAACUACUCUCCGUGGAUCCAAGCAAUUAUGACGAUGCACCUCGAGAGGGUAUUCGUCGAAUCCUCGAACAGGAAACCGGCGAGCCAAUGGGAACUGAAGUGGACACGUCGAGAAUAGCGUGGAUUAGAAUGGGUACGACGGUAGCAACGAAUGCUUUGCUCGAACGAAAAGGAGCCAAAAUGGCACUGCUCAUAAACGAAGGUUUUAAAGAUCUACUGUUCAUUGGCAAUCAAGCACGACCGAAUAUCUUUGAUUUGGCGAUCGUAACCCCGGGGAUGUUGUACGACAAAGUGAUCGAAGUGAAGAGUCGAGUCGCCCCAGCCAUGCUUGGCUCGUGUAAAUUGGACACGAAAGCCUGGAAAAGGGUGAAAGGAACUACCGGGGAAGAUCUCCUCGUCAUCGAUGAACUUGACGAAGUAACUUUACGUAAAAACCUCCAAAAUCUUCGAGACGAAGGUUUCGAGAGUUUAGCUGUUGUUUUGGCGCACAGUUACGUAUUUCCGGAACACGAAAGCCGAGUUGGCGAAAUAGCUAAGGAAAUUGGUUUCGCACAAGUGUCGUUAUCGCACGAAGUUAUGCCCAUGAUGAGAAUAGUGCCAAGGGGUUUCACAGCUUGUGCAGACGCUUAUCUCACCCCGCACAUCAAACAAUACUUGCAAAGCUUUAAAUCCGGGUUCAAAAAUAAUCUGGAAGGAGUUAACGUUCUUUUCAUGCAGAGCGACGGAGGCUUGACGCCGAUGAGCUCAUUUAUUGGUUCUCGAGCAAUUCUUUCGGGACCCGCAGGUGGCGUAGUUGGCUACGCUAAAACAACUUACCAAAAGGAAACUACGUUGCCCAUAAUAGGUUUCGACAUGGGUGGUACUUCGACGGACGUGAGUCGUUACGACGGAAGUUACGAGCACGUUUACGAGAGCACCACCGCCGGAGUCACCAUACAAGCUGCUCAACUCGACAUAAAUACAGUAGCAGCUGGAGGAGGAUCCAUGCUGUUCUUUCGUUCGGGUCUUUUCGAAGUCGGACCCGAAAGUGCCGGUGCACAUCCGGGCCCAACGUGUUACAAAAAGGGGGGUCCCUUGACCGUCACCGAUGCAAACCUCGUCCUCGGUCGUCUCCUUCCUGAAUAUUUUCCUAAAAUAUUUGGACCCAAUGAAAACGAACCGCUGGAUAAAUCGAAAACGAUCGAAGCCUUCGAGAAAUUGGCUUCUCAGAUCAAUGACUUCCUGAUGACAUCCCACGGACACGAGAGUGAAAAAAUGACUUUGGAAGAAGUUGCUAUGGGUUUCGUUAAAGUUGCUAACGAAAGUAUGUGUCGUCCGAUUCGUGCUUUGACCCAGGCAAAAGGUUACAAUACUUCGAUGCACGUGUUAGCAUGCUUCGGAGGAGCUGGAGGACAGCACGCUUGUGCAAUAGCUCGAAGUUUGGGCAUGGGCACGGUCUUCGUCCACAAAUAUGCGGGUAUCCUUUCCGCCUAUGGCAUGGCACUUGCGGAUAUUGUUGAAGAAGCGCAAGAGCCAAGUGCUCAGGAAUAUGCGAAAGAAUCAUUUGAACAUAUUCGCGAGCGUUUUGGAGUGCUGGAAUCGAAAGUACGAGAAAAUUUAAAAAAACAUGGUUUUGCUAAUGAGCGAAUUGGGACCGAAUAUUUUUUGCAUCUUCGUUACCACGGGACGGAUUGUGCAUUGAUGUGCAGUCCAAAAAGAGACUCCGAGUACGACACAAUCGAAUCUUUGAAGUACGAAGAUUUUUUGACGACCUUCUUGGAAAGAUAUCGAACGGAGUUCGGUUUCACGAUGCCAGGACGUAAAAUUCUGGUCAACGACGUCCGGGUUCGUGGCACCGGGAAAAGCGAAAUUCCAGGAGAAAUUGAAAUGUCACAGGUCUCGGAGGAACCACGUGCUGAGAAGACGACUUUAGUGUACUUCGAAGGUGGAUACCAAAAAACCAAAGUAUUCAACAUGGCCACGUUGUCCCAUGGCCAAGUCGUUCGUGGACCAGCAAUAAUUAUGGACAGCUUGAGUACUCUGAUUAUCGAACCUGAUUGCACAGCAGCCAUAACUUCACGCGGAGACGUCAAAAUUGAGAUCGGAGAAGGAGUCAAAUCGAAAAUAACUACGGAGUUGGACGCCAUCCAAUUGAGUAUUUUUUCUCAUCGAUUUAUGAGCACAGCCGAACAAAUGGGAAGAAUUCUGCAAAGAACUUCCAUUUCUACAAACAUCAAAGAGCGUCUCGAUUUUUCGUGCGCCGUCUUCGGACCCGACGGUGGUUUGGUCUCGAAUGCUCCUCACAUUCCAGUCCAUCUCGGAGCUAUGCAGGAAACUGUACAGUAUCAAAUCAAAGCGUUUGAAGGAAACUUUGAACGUGGCGAUGUCAUUUUAGCUAAUCAUCCGUCCGCGGGGGGCUCCCACUUGCCGGAUUUGACAGUUAUUACUCCGGUAUUUCACAGCGAAAUUCCGAAGCCCGUUUUUUUCGUGGCGAGCCGUGGUCAUCAUGCAGAUAUCGGUGGAAUCACUCCCGGAUCGAUGCCUCCGCAUUCCACGUCUCUAAUGGAAGAAGGCGCCACUUUCAAGAGCUUCCUUCUAGUACACAAAGGUGUUUUCAUGGAAAGAGAAGUGACUGAAGCCUUAAUGGCUCCAGGAAAAAUCCCUGGGAGUUCAGGAACGAGGAAUCUGGCGGAUAAUCUGAGUGAUCUCAAAGCACAAAUUGCUGCUAAUCAAAAGGGCACUCAAUUAGUCAACGAACUCAUCAAUUAUUAUGGCCUCGAUGUGGUACAAGCUUACAUGCAACAUAUUCAGAACAAUGCAGAGUUGGCGGUUCGUGAAAUGCUCAAAUUUGUCGGAAAACAAACUUUAGAGAAGACCGGAAGUACGAGGGUCACUGCGAUGGAUUAUUUAGACGAUGGAAGUGUGAUAACGUUACGAUUGGACUUUGAUAUUGAGAAAGGCGAGGCGGUUUGUGAUUUCACCGGAACUGGAUACGAAGUUUGGGGUAAUUGCAAUGCGCCAAGGGCUGUUACGUUGUCGGCGAUUAUUUACUGUCUUCGUUGCAUCGUCGGUCGAGACGUGCCUUUGAAUCAGGGUUGUUUGAAGCCCGUCACAAUCAUAAUUCCAAAAGGCAGUUUGCUCGAUCCGUCAGAAACCGCUGCAGUCGUUGGUGGAAACGUGUUGACGUCUCAGCGCGUCGUCGACGUAGUUUUGGCCGCUUUUAACGCCUGUGCCGCAUCCCAGGGUUGCAUGAACAACGUUACACUUGGUACCGAUAAAUGGGGUUACUACGAAACAGUUGCAGGUGGAAGCGGAGCCGGACCCACGUGGCACGGUCGGGGUGGAGUUCACACGCAUAUGACAAACACGAGAAUCACCGACCUCGAAAUAUUAGAACAUCGUUAUCCUGUUAUUUUGAAAAGAUUCACCCUCCGUCCUGGGAGUGGUGGAGACGGUGCUUAUAGGGGUGGCGAUGGGGUGAUUCGUGAAAUACUGUUCCGGUGUCCGAUGACCUUGUCCGUGUUAACUGAAAGACGAUCGCACAAUCCUCCAGGACUAGAGGGUGGUCUACCAGGUACCAGAGGUAGAAACACUCUGAUCAGGGCUGAUGGAAGGAAAAUUAACUUGGGACCAAAGACCGCUGUCGCCGUUAAUCCUGGUGAUGCUUUUGUUCUGGAGAGUCCUGGAGGAGGAGGCUUCGGUUCCCCAGGAGGUACUAACGAAACCCCAGCGAAAGUAAGCAAAGCUUUUGUGGAACGUGGCAGCGUUUACGAGUACAGAAAAGCACAAGAGUCGGUUUAAAAUGCUUCGUUAAUUAUCAAGUUCGCACAAAAGCGCUACAGCGAUUUCGCUCAUGAAUGCAAUUGUUCGCCCACGCCGAACGCGCGCGUUACCUUCGAACAGCUCUGAAUGGUUUACUCUCAUGCACUUCUGUGCUUUUGUUAUUAUUUUUAUUGCGUCAUUAAAAUUUGUUGGCUUUACAACCCAAAGAAA
Venturia canescens is the source of this 4243-nucleotide messenger RNA. RefSeq names its product 5-oxoprolinase. Gene Ontology annotation, cellular component: cytosol. The record is from RefSeq and is a predicted model, not a curated record. Lineage: Eukaryota; Metazoa; Arthropoda; Insecta; Hymenoptera; Ichneumonidae. The coding region runs from base 179 to 4051 and encodes 1290 amino acids. The transcript is spliced from 21 exons. Gene Ontology annotation, molecular function: 5-oxoprolinase (ATP-hydrolyzing) activity. Gene Ontology annotation, biological process: glutathione metabolic process.